AUGUCUCAUGAACGAAAAACGCCUUAUGAUAGAAAAAAGAACGAUGAAUCUUCAACAUGGAGUAGAACCCCUAAAACCAGACAACAAAAAAAAGAUGAGAGAUUAACUAAGGACUUUGUAAUUAAAGAAUUUGUUAGUUAUUUGAAAUAUCUCGGUAGAGAAAAAAAAAGGGCACCAUACGAAGACAAAUAUUUUUACGAUAAUGUAAUUGAUUGUUACGAUCGUUGGAAACAAGAAAUCGAAAAGUUGUCUGAGAAUGAUCCUUUAAUCUUUAAAAAAAUUUUUAUAAAUUUCCAACGCGAAAGAAAAGAAAAUAAUGAAAAAAUUGAAAGGCUACGUGUAGGAAAAAAACAACUUAUAGAUGAAGUCAGCAUUAAAAAAGAAUUAGAAGAUCAGAUCGAACAGAAGAACGUGAUAAAAAAGGAACAGAACUCCGAUAUAAAAGGCAUAUAUAUCCAAGAAUAUCACGACCUUGAAAGAGAAAACAACGAAUUAAAGAAGAAAAUAGAGACCUUAGAGAUCGAACUUGAACGCUCAAAUUUUAAUACACAAUAUUACGACCUUAAAAGAGAAAACAACGAAUUAAAGAAAAAACUAGAAACCUUAGAGAUCGAUCUCGAACGCUCGCAAAGAAUAAAUGGUCGGAUUAUAUCGAAUUUUAAUACACAAUAUGAAAAUCUUCGCAUUAUGACAACACCCGUAUUUGAAAGAGCAAACAUGGCACUUUAUUUUUAUGAAGACGAAAACAAUGAUAAUUAA
Molecule: messenger RNA, 759 nt
Organism: Dentiscutata erythropus
Lineage: Eukaryota; Fungi; Glomeromycota; Glomeromycetes; Diversisporales; Gigasporaceae
Source: the annotation of a GenBank genome assembly